Molecule: messenger RNA, 679 nt
Organism: Mus pahari (shrew mouse)
Lineage: Eukaryota; Metazoa; Chordata; Mammalia; Rodentia; Muridae
Gene: Tex46
Product: testis expressed 46
Exons: 2
Coding region: 56-556 (166 amino acids)
Source: RefSeq, a predicted model, not a curated record
CCUUUUAUGGAGGGGCCUGAAGCAGGGGCCUGGGGCCUUGCCCCUCUGUGCCACGAUGUUGGGGGAACUAAUCUUUCUUCUGAGGAGUUUCCACGGGUUCCUUGCUUCUUCUGGCCCCUUAGGAGCCGUCUUGGCUUGGUUGAUAAGCUUUAAGCCCAUCUUGUUUGCCUUCCUCCUCCUUCUGCUGUUGCUCAGCAACUGGCUGGUCAAACAGGAACACAAUUUGGCUCCCUCCCCGCCCCAGGAGGAGGCAGAAACAACAACGGCUCCAGAAGUCCGUCCCAAAAACAACGUCACAAACAAGGAAGAGUUGGAGAAAAUUAAUGCUUGCUUCGCCCUCCAGGAUAAGGUCCUUGAACGGCUGAUGUUCAGUGAGAUGAAACUGAAAGCCUUGGAAAAUCGGGUGUUCGUCAUGUGGAAUAAUAUAAAUCGCCGCCGCCGGUGGAACAGCAGACAUCGGAACUUCUCCAGGAGGAGGCACAGGUUGAAGAGGAAUGACUCCAUGUUCUCCACCAUAUCUAAAUGUACUACCAUUACCCCCACUGAAUGUGACUGAGAUGGGCUAGCCUCUGCUGAUGUGAUCUUGACCUGGUGUAUGAGUUUGGUUUUGUUGUUGCUGCUGUAACAAAAUACCCGAGCCUGAGAACUUUAUAAAGAAAAAGAGCUUUAUUUAGUUCAC